GUGGUUUGAGCGAUGAGCCUAUAACUGUUGGAGUCGGUUUGUGUGACAGUCUGACAAACCCUGGACUGCUCCAGUGACGGACUGGGAUCUGCUGGCUACUGGCUGCCACCACAGAAAGUAAUCACCCAACAAUAUGUAUCACCUACGAGUGCCUGUGCUUCUUCUCAUACUGCUUGUCUUGCUGCGUUGCGUCACCACAGCCCCGACUUACAGGUACUUCAGUCCCAGCUCAUCUGGCGAGCAGGAAAGUGCUCUCCCGGACGGCGAAGGCUGGUUAGCUCCUGGGCUGAUCUCCAACCCAUUCCUCGGUUUAAUGGGUGCACGGCCUCAAAGGGGGCUCACAGCUCUGAACAGUCACCACAUAGAGAAGAGGAAGUGCAACACAGCCACCUGCGUCACCCAAAGGCUAGCAGACUUCCUGGUCCGCUCCAGUAACACCAUCGGUACUGUCUAUGCACCGACCAACGUGGGAUCUGCCACCUAUGGCAAGAGGGACCUACUGCAGCCUCCCAACUACCUGCCUCUCUAGUAGGACGCUCCACCAGCACUCCCAGUGCUCCGAUGAUGUAACCAGACAUCUUGUGUAACAGUGAUUGUCAGAGUGGCGUUAUUACUGAUGAUGACACUGAUGGUAACGAUGAUUACGAACAGGUUUUUUUCUUGUUUAUUUUAUAAACUUUAAGAAACAGUGCCUUUAAUUUAAAACCAUCAACGCCGAUGUGUGUUUAGUUUUCCGGGCUCUGUGUGUGCUGUGGCUCUGUUAGUGUUGGUCCACAAUGGCAUGAUGUGAAUAUGAAAAUACAUCAAAAGUAAAUAAUAAAACAAUAAAUAAAAGAAAGCAAAUGUAAAGCCAUAUGAAAUAAAUGUUAUUUGUUUUGAUAAUAAAAUUGUGAAAAUAUAUAUUUUUUUAAAUCUUCACACGUUUUAAGCCACAUUAUUGCAUAUGAUGUCGACUGCAUGCAGGAGUUAUGAGCUGUUAGCGUAUCCUCAGCUAGCACUCCUACAUGGUACGUCCAACACAACAAAUUAAAAGGUUUCUGCUACCAAGCUCCCAGCUCACUCCCACAGGUUCCACACAAACUCUAGAAUAAAACUGAAAUGAAAUGUGGUCUGCCAUGUUUCUCUGUAGGUAAGAGACAUCCAGUAGAUCAGGUGAAGAUUAAUUACAUUAAUAAAGAGAUGUUAGGUACCCAGAGUUGUCACAGGCGACCUAAGAGGAAUGCCUACGAGCCAUGUGUGUUUAAUGUGGACCUAUAGACCACUGCAUGCCGCAGUGACUGCCUGGGAACAUGGAGGCCUUUAAGAAAUGGAGUCACUGUUAAUGCAAAUUUACUCAACGUAACUGCUUGUUUUGCUGCGAAUUCAACCUACACUUUGAUGCCAUCUUAUGUUUAUGUGUUAUGCUAUGUCUUAUGGAUAAAGACGGGAAACAGCUAGCCAGGAAGUAAAUGGUCAAAGCCUGGCACAUAAACACACGUAUAAAGGCAAAUUGACAUUUUCAACUUCAGUGUUUGUACACUUUAAACAAACUAAGAAAACAAAAUUAUUAAUUUGAGGUUUUAGAUAACACUACAUUUUUUCUGCAUGAAAUAGGCUGUUUUGUUUUCUUGUGCACACCUACUUUUUUUAAAAUAACAAAUUGAAACUCUAUACAUCAGAACUUUCCAAAUUUAAAGUAAAAUUGAAUUUCCCAUCAAAAACAAUUCCAGUUAGUGAACUGAGUUUUCUAUUGGCUACACAGCAAAAUACCUCCCUUCUCUGUAUUGAAUCAUAUUGUAUUGCGUGACCACAUGCAUGAUAACAGUGUAGAAUAGACUCUGAUAACUGCUACACUCAUAUUUAUUACCUCUGCCAAGGAGGUUACCUUUUCACUCGUGUCCUUCAGUUGAUUGGUUUGGAUGGAGAAACGGUCUCUGCCCAGAACAGACCCCAAUAACUUUUGGUGUGGAUCCGUAUAAAGUCUCCUCUAUGAUGGAUACAAAAGUUGCAUUAUAUUGUAUUAUACUGUGACUUAUGUAAAUGACUUAUGUACAUUUUGACUGCAGAUUUUCAGCAAAACAAUUCCAUCUCAUUGAGAUGUGUACGUACAUGUUCUUCCAUAAUUUAUACCUUAAAACAGUCUCAUAAAUAUAGUCAGGUUAAUUAACUGUGAUCUUAUAAUGUAAUCAAUAAUGGAUGGUAUCACUCCCCUGUUUACAAAUCUCAGC
Acanthopagrus latus (yellowfin seabream) is the source of this 2207-nucleotide messenger RNA. Its product is annotated as islet amyloid polypeptide. Lineage: Eukaryota; Metazoa; Chordata; Actinopteri; Spariformes; Sparidae. The coding region runs from base 134 to 529 and encodes 131 amino acids. Gene Ontology annotation, cellular component: extracellular region. The transcript is spliced from 4 exons. The record is from RefSeq and is a predicted model, not a curated record. Gene Ontology annotation, molecular function: hormone activity.